Messenger RNA from Plectropomus leopardus (leopard coralgrouper), 419 nucleotides. The record is from RefSeq and is a predicted model, not a curated record. Lineage: Eukaryota; Metazoa; Chordata; Actinopteri; Perciformes; Serranidae.
UGAGGUGUUGUUAACGAUGUUUUGGUGUCAGGAUCGUGGAGGGCACCGACACGUCUCACAUUGAUAAAGUCCAAAAUGGCUAUGAGAAAAUGGAUCACUUCAGCGCAAACUUUGAACACCAGCGGCGAGCGCUCAUGACCGUCGACUUCAUCAAACUGGACGAAGACGAUGAUGACGACGACGAAGACGAAGCAGCAGAGGUCAGAGGGACGACCCCGGCCAAUCAGCAGCCUCCUCCGUCUCCCGCGCCACCUGCAGGUGUUCAGCUCUCAGCCCCGCCCCCUCAGAGACCAGCAGAGACCACGCCCACCAUGACAUCACCGACAAAAAGCCCCACCCCCUCCUCAACACAGGCCACGCCUCCUUCGCCCCUCCCCACAGCAGGCCCCGCCCCUCAGGUAUGACAUCACAGGAACAUG